Molecule: messenger RNA, 2601 nt
Organism: Gossypium raimondii (Peruvian cotton)
Lineage: Eukaryota; Viridiplantae; Streptophyta; Magnoliopsida; Malvales; Malvaceae
Product: membrane-bound O-acyltransferase gup1
Exons: 21
Coding region: 400-2013 (537 amino acids)
Cellular component (GO): endoplasmic reticulum
Molecular function (GO): acyltransferase activity
Source: RefSeq, a predicted model, not a curated record
AAUAUUUGAUAGGAUGAAUCAUUGAUCCGGUUAGAAAACCGGAAGGAGAAUAAUUUCAAAGUUGUUUCUGUUUCCAAACAUCCAUCUCUCUCUGGCAUGAUCACAAUCCAAAGCUCUCCCAUUCCCUUCUAUUUCCCUUACUGCUUGUAUUUCGAGCUUCGAUCUCUUUCUUUUUCCCCCUUCUCUCGUUAACCCUAACUCACUUGUUCCCAACCCUCUUCCCCAUUCUUUCCAAAUAUAAAAAUCCUCUCACUCCCAACUCCGAUUAACCACCGGUUUUUUCGUACCGAAGUUAUUGAUCAAUUAAGUUUCUUAAGGUGAACCAAACAAGGGUUUUACUUUCUUUAACUUUUGGUUCGUUGGAGAAGAGAAAAAUCUUAUUCUUGGGUGACUAGGAAUAUGAAUACGAGCAAAAAUAAUAGUAAGAGUAAAUUCAAGCAGAAGCAAAACAAAGUUGAGCUGCUUCUUCUAAUACUUUAUGUAAUUGGCUUCUACAUCUUUUGCAUCCACCGCUCUCUUCAGCUUUCUCGGGAUCAUUUCUCCAAACUCCGUGGCUUGCAUAUCGGAUGGCUUUUCUCUCCUCCUCGCCUCAAUGAUGCUUCUGAUGACCAAUGGAGAAAUUUCCGAACAAACUUACCCAUUCUUAGCCUUGUUUUUGGAAUAUUUACCUUGCUUGCUAAUAUCUUCAGGAAAUUAUUCCAUUUGAGAGCCAGAGGGAUGUCCUUUUUUUGGCUUUUCCUUUCUCUCAUUUACCUUUCUUAUCUUCACGGAGCUUGCAUCCUUUUUAUCUUUUUAAUUGCUUCAUCAAACUUUCUCCUAGUAAAGAUAUUUGCACGUGCAAAGUACUUCACGUUUCUACUUUGGAUUUUCAACCUAGGUUUUCUUUUUUGCAACCGUAUUUAUCAAGGAUACUCAUUCUCUAUAUUUGGCAGGGAAUACUGGGAGUAUUUGGACAAUUUUCGAGGCACAUUUAGAUGGCACAUUUGCUUUAACUUAGUUGUUUUGCGCAUGAUAAGCUUUGGCUAUGAUUACCAUUGGGCCCAUCAAGAAUCUCGUUUUGAUCAAGAGAAGCAUAUCCAAAGAUGCCAUGUUUGUAAAUCAGGAAAAAACUGUUAUCAAAUUCUACAGGAGAGAAAUGCCCAUAUCAAUGAUUAUUCCUUUACAACAUACCUCAGUUAUCUGGUGUUUGCACCGCUUUACAUUGCAGGGCCAAUCAUAAGUUUUAAUUCAUUUGCCUCCCAGCUAGAUGUGCCACAAAAUCAUUACUCAAUCAAAGAGGUGAUUUGGUAUGGGUUACGCUGGGUAUUUGGUCUGUGUCUCAUGGAACUAAUGACUCAUCUGUUUUAUUUUAAUGCCUUUGCUACUAGUGCUUCAUGGAAAAUGUUAUCUCCUAUGGACAUAUUCAUCAUUGGAUAUGGGGUCAUAAAUUUCAUGUGGUUAAAGUUUUUCCUUAUCUGGCGCUUUUUUCGGUUUUGUUCCCUGAUAGCUGGAAUUGAGGCCCCUGAAAACAUGCCAAAGUGUGUCAAUAAUUGUCAUGACUUGGAAAGUUUUUGGAAAAGUUGGCAUGCAUCCUUCAACAAGUGGAUUGUGAGGUACAUGUAUAUUCCUCUUGGCGGAUCUCAAAGAAAGCUACUCAACAUAUGGGUUAUAUUCACAUUUGUUGCUGUAUGGCAUGAUUUAGAAUGGAAACUUCUUUCAUGGGCAUGGCUCACAUGUUUAUUCUUUGUUCCUGAAUUGUUGGUGAAGUCAGCAACAAAUGCAUUCCAGGCCAAGGGUGCUUUGGACGGAUUUAUUUUUCGCGAACUUAGAGCAGCUGGUGGUACCAUCACAAUCACAUGUCUCAUGGUUGCUAACCUUGUUGGCUAUGUUAUUGGUCCGUCAGGCUUUAGUUGGUUGAUUUCUCAGUUCCUAAGCAAAGAAGGACUUAAUGUCUUUGGUUUUAUGCUGCUGACAUUUUAUGUGGGAACUAAGCUUAUGUUUCAUAUAAGUGAUGCCAAGCAAAGUAUGCAAUGAAGUUCUUUUCUGGUGUGCAUGAUGCAUCCAUAUUUGGUGCCUUGAUCUGGAUCAAAAACUUUUGUAUGAAAGGCCAAAUGAUACUUCUGCACACUGAUACCCUGCAGGCUGCUCAGCUGCUUGAACUGUAAUGUGACAAUAACAGUUUCAGCAAGAGUCUAUUUUACAAAAACAACAAUCAUCCUUGGAAUGGUGCAAUGAGACUACCUAGCAGUAAGCAUCAAUUUUCAGGUAGUUGACACUGCCCUUCAUUUACUUCUAAUUUCAGUUAUCAUAGGCAAUUAAAUGAAAGUGGGAUCUUUUACAUUUAUGUAAAGCGUCCAUCCUAUUCUUGGAUUCGCAAUGGCCAAUAAGCCAAACGGUUUUAAGUAGUUAGCACUUAGAACAACUCAAGCAACAUCCAUGUUUAAGAUGAUAGAGCUGUAAGGUAUUUGGCAUUCAUAUAUGUUUAAAGUCUUGCAAUAGGUAUUGUACCAUUGGAUUUUAGAUGAAAGUGACGUUUUUGUAUGAUGUUAGUGUGAACAAGUAAUGUAGUAGAGCACAUGUGUGAUUUUUCUUUCUAUACUAUAUGAAAAUUUGUGUUUUCUA